AUGGCGCACCUGGAUCCUCCGGCCAAGGCGGCGAGGCUGGCGCCGCCCAUGACGUGGCGGACGCGCCUCUCCAUCUUCGCCGCGGGCUACCUCACCGACGCCACCCGCCGCGCCGACGGCACCAUCAACCGCCGCCUGCUCGCCUACCUCGACCCGGGCGUCCCGCCCUCCGCCGCCCCGCGCAACGGCGUCGCCUCCCGCGACCUCGACAUCGACCCCGCCCUCCCGCUCCCGCUCCGCGCCCGCCUCUUCCACCCCGCGCCCGCCUCCAGCACCCCGCUCCCCGUCGUCGUCUUCUUCCACGGCGGCGGCUUCGCGUACCUCUCCGCCUCCUCCCCGGCCUACGACGCCGCGUGCCGCCGCAUCGCCAGGCACUGCGGCGCCGCCGUGCUCUCCGUCGACUACCGCCGCGCCCCGGAGCACCGCUUCCCCGCCGCCUACGACGACGCCUUCGCCGCGCUCCGCUUCCUCGACGACCCCAAGAAGCUCCCCUCCGCCGACGGGGUCCCGCCACUCGACGUCUCCCGCUGCUUCCUCGCCGGGGACAGCGCGGGCGCCAACAUCGCGCACCACGUCGCCCGCCGCUACGCGCUCUCGGCCUCCUCCUUCGCCAGCGUCCGGGUCCGCGGCCUCGUCGCCAUCCAGCCGUUCUUCGGGGGCGAGGAGCGGACCCCCGCCGAGCUCCGCCUCGACGGCGCGCCCAUCGUGUCCGUCCCCCGCUGCGACUGGAUGUGGCGCGCCUUCCUCCCGCCCGGCGCCGACCGGACCCACGAGGCCGCGCACGCCGCGUCACCGGCGGCCAUGGCCGGCAUCGACUCCGAGGCGUUCCCGCCGGCCGUGGUGGUCGUCGGCGGGUACGACCCACUCCAGGACUGGCAGCGGCGCUACUGCGACACUCUUAGGUCCAAGGGGAAGGAGCUGCAGCUGCUGGAGUACCCCGACGCCAUCCACGCCUUCUACGUCUUCCCGGAGUUCGCCGAGUCCAAGGACCUAAUGAUCCGGAUCAAGAACUUCGUCGCCGGGACCAAGUGAAGUGAAGUGGAGUGAGCGGCUAGUGUCAGUGUCAACAGUGGUGAGUGUUUGUUUGUUUGCAUGUGUGGCCGUGAAUGUCUGUCUGGGUGGAGCAGAGGAUUGAGUGGGUUCGCGUCACGUCUCUCAUGUCUGUGGAGUGUGGAGUAUGCAUCGCAGUGCGGGCAGGGUACACGAUGGGUCGUGACGGUGCACUACUGCUGUCAGUGUCACUGUCACAUAGUAUUCGACA
Messenger RNA from Lolium rigidum, 1261 nucleotides. Its product is annotated as probable carboxylesterase 18. Gene Ontology annotation, molecular function: hydrolase activity. The coding region runs from base 1 to 1032 and encodes 343 amino acids. The record is from RefSeq and is a predicted model, not a curated record. NCBI's taxonomy places the organism in Eukaryota, Viridiplantae, Streptophyta, Magnoliopsida, Poales, Poaceae. The transcript has a single exon.